GGAAGGUAAAGCGGUGACGGCGGCCGGCCGCGAGAGUGGAGGCUUCCCCGAUAGAGCUGGGGCACUCGGCACGGGACUCAUUUACUACUUCACGGUUGAACAAAUGUAUGAAAGUUUCUUGCCAACUUUUGAGAAUUUCUUCGUUGGGAUAUUUUUUUUUCUGCUUACUGAAUAACUUGUUUCGAAGUUCCUUUUUUGGUGCCAUGUUCUGUGGCUCGCAUCAAAAGAGGCGUUUGUCUUCAUGAAGAUUCCUAACAUUGGUAAUGUGAUGAAUAAAUUUGAGAUCCUUGGGGUUGUUGGUGAAGGAGCCUAUGGAGUUGUACUUAAAUGCAGACACAAGGAAACACAUGAAAUCGUGGCAAUCAAGAAAUUCAAGGACAGUGAAGAAAAUGAAGAAGUCAAGGAGACAACUUUACGAGAGCUUAAAAUGCUUCGUACUCUCAAGCAGGAAAACAUUGUGGAGCUGAAGGAAGCUUUCCGUCGGAGAGGGAAACUAUACCUGGUGUUUGAAUAUGUCGAGAAAAAUAUGCUUGAAUUGCUGGAAGAAAUGCCAAAUGGAGUUCCACCUGAAAAAGUUAAGAGCUAUAUCUACCAACUAAUCAAAGCUAUCCACUGGUGUCACAAGAACGAUAUAGUCCACAGAGAUAUAAAGCCUGAAAAUCUCUUAAUCAGCCACAAUGAUGUCCUGAAACUAUGCGACUUUGGAUUUGCGCGGAAUCUCUCAGAGGGUAAUAAUGCAAAUUACACCGAGUAUGUGGCUACAAGGUGGUACAGAUCCCCAGAGCUGCUACUUGGAGCCCCCUAUGGAAAGUCAGUGGACAUGUGGUCAGUGGGUUGCAUUCUUGGAGAACUUAGUGAUGGACAGCCAUUAUUUCCUGGAGAAAGUGAAAUUGACCAACUCUUCACUAUUCAGAAGGUGCUAGGACCACUUCCAUCUGAGCAGAUGAAGCUCUUCUACAGUAAUCCUCGUUUUCAUGGACUCCGGUUUCCAGCAGUUAACCAUCCUCAGUCCUUAGAGAGAAGAUACCUUGGAAUUUUAAAUAGUGUCUUACUUGAUCUAAUGAAGAAUUUACUGAAGUUGGACCCAGCUGACAGAUACUUGACAGAGCAGUGUUUGAAUCACCCUACAUUUCAGACCCAGAGACUUUUGGACCGGUCUCCCUCACGGUCAACGAAAAGGAAACCUUAUCAUGUGGAAAGCAGCACACUGUCUAAUAGAAACCAAUCCACCAAGGGUGCCGCUUUACAAACUCACCACAGAUCCAACAGCAAGGAUAUUCAGAACUUAAGUGUGGGUCUGCCCAGGGCUGAGGAAGGCCUGCCUGCAAAUGAAAGCUUCCUAAAUGGAAACCUUGCGGGAGCAACUCUCAGCCCAAUGCACAGCAAAACCUACCAAGCAAGCACCCAGCCUGGCUCUUCCAGUAAAGAUCUCACCAACAAUAACAUACCACACCUUCUCAGUCCAAAAGAAGCCAAGUCCAAAACAGAGUUUGACUUCAAUAUUGACCCAAAGCCUCCAGAAGGUCCAGGCACGAAGUACCUCAAGUCCAGCACCAGAUCUCAGCAGAACAGGCACUCCUUCAUGGAAAGCAGCCAGAGCAAAGCUGGGACCCUGCAGCCUAGUGAGAAGCAGAGUCGGCACAGCUAUAUCGACACCAUCCCCCAGUCCUCCAGGAGUCCAUCAUACAGGACAAAGGCCAAAAGCCAUGGGGCGCUGAGUGACUCCAAAUCUGUGAGCAACCUUUCAGAAGCCAGAGCCCAAAUCACAGAGACUAAUACCAGUAGAUACUUCCCAUCCAGUUGUUUGGACUUAAACUCUCCCACCAGCCCAACCCCGACCAGGCACACUGAUACGAGAACUUUGCUCAGUCCUUCCGGUCGAAAUACUCGAAACGAGGGCACUCUGGACUCGCGGCGAACCACCACCAGACACUCAAAAACCAUGGAGGAGUUGAAGCUGCCUGAACACAUGGAUAGCAGCCAUUCACAUUCGCUGUCUGCACCUCAUGAAUCAUUUUCCUAUGGGCUAGGCUACACCAGCCCCUUCUCCUCCCAGCAGCGUCCUCACAGGCACUCCAUGUAUGUGACCCGGGACAAAGUGAGGGCGAAAGGCCUUGAUGGAAGCCUGAGCAUAGGGCAGGGGAUGGCGGCCAGAGCCAACAGCUUGCAGCUCUUAUCACCCCAGCCUGGAGAACAACACCCUCCAGAGAUGACUGUGGCAAGACCUGUUAAAGAAUCCUCCCGAGAAGGCACCUCUUCAUUCCACGCCCGUCAGAAGUCUGAGGGUGGAGUAUACCAUGACCCACACUCUGAUGAUGGCACCGCUCCCAAAGAAAAUCGGCAUCUGUACAAUGACCCUGUCCCAAGGAGAGUUGGUAGCUUUUAUAGAGUGCCAUCUCCACGACCAGAUAAUUCUUUCCACGAAAAUAAUGUGUCCACUCGAGUUUCUUCUCUGCCAUCUGAUAGUAGUUCUGGCACAAAUCAUUCAAAAAGACAAACAGGAUUUGAUCCAUGGAAAAGUCCUGAAAACAUUAGUCAUUCUGAUCAACUCAAAGAAAAGGAGAAGCAAGGUUUUUUCAGGUCAAUGAAAAAGAAAAAGAAGAAAACUCAAACAGUGUCCAACAACGAUGGUCCUGAUCUAUUGACUUUACAGAAAGCCAUUCAUUCAUCUAGCACUGCAAGCAGCAGACCAAAGGAGUGGCGACCUGAGAAGCUCUCAGAUCUACAGACCCAGAGCCAACCACUGAAGUCCCUUCGGAAGCUGUUGCAUCUGUCUUCAUCAACCAAUCACCCGGCUUCUUCAGAUCCUCGGUUCCAGCCCUUAACAGCUCAACAAGCCAAAAAUUCCUUCUCAGAAAUUCGGAUUCACCCUCUAAGUCAGGCCUCUGGUGGGAGCAGCAACAUCCGGCAGGAGCCUACACCAAAAGGCAGACCAGCCCUUCAAUUGCCAGGAGUCUGGCCUGGUUGUCCUGUGAGAGGUUCCACCAAGCCGCUGACGCAGAGAGAUGCAGGCACCCAGCGACAAGCAAUGGAUGGAGCUUGGGGACCCUUAUUGAAGAAUAGGAGGAAGGACUGCCGGCCCCAAAGGGGACUGGAACUCCACAGAAACACCAACAGAGUCAACAAUCCUGGACCCUUGGGGCUCUCAAAGAAUGAACCACCAACCAAAGAUCAUCCUUCUUAAGGCAGGCCUGGUGGAAACACUCAAUAUCAACAUCCAGAUCGAGCAAGCGGUGUUCUUGGCGUUCCAUGAGAAACCGAAACAGUGACCGACAAACACCUUCUAGAAGUUUGAGCCUAGUCCUGCUGCUGUGACCCUCUUCUUUCACAAAACAGCCAGUUAAUGUGACGAACCGACCAUUUCACACUGACGUGGUUUUCUUUCUUUCUACCUGAAAAUAUCUGUGUUGCUAGAAGAAAUAGACUAUAAAGAGGACGCUUAUGCUAGGAUACUGUUUC
Apodemus sylvaticus (European woodmouse) is the source of this 3459-nucleotide messenger RNA. RefSeq names its product cyclin dependent kinase like 5 (gene Cdkl5). Lineage: Eukaryota; Metazoa; Chordata; Mammalia; Rodentia; Muridae. Bases 242 to 3184 code for a protein of 980 amino acids. The record is from RefSeq and is a predicted model, not a curated record. Gene Ontology annotation, molecular function: protein kinase activity; ATP binding. Gene Ontology annotation, cellular component: dendrite cytoplasm; nucleus. Gene Ontology annotation, biological process: positive regulation of axon extension; regulation of dendrite development; protein phosphorylation. The transcript is spliced from 20 exons.